This is a messenger RNA of Pelodiscus sinensis (Chinese soft-shelled turtle), 3837 nucleotides long. The record is from RefSeq and is a predicted model, not a curated record. Lineage: Eukaryota; Metazoa; Chordata; Testudines; Trionychidae.
GUGGUGGCUUUGGGUGAAGUACCUGAUGGGACCGUGGUCACUGUCAUGGCUGGAAAUGAUGAAAACUAUUCUGCAGAGCUAAGGAAUGCCUCUGCUGUGAUGAAGAAUCAAGUGGCCAGGUUUAAUGACCUAAGAUUUGUGGGCAGGAGUGGAAGAGGAAAGAGUUUUACCUUGACAAUAACUGUCCUUACAAACCCUCCACAAGUUGCUACAUACCACAGAGCGAUAAAGGUUACAGUCGAUGGACCAAGGGAGCCAAGGAGGCACAGACAGAAGCUUGAUGACUCUAAACCUAGUUUGUUCUCUGAACGCCUCAGUGAUUUAGGGCGCAUUCCUCAUCCCAGUAUGAGAGUAGGGGUCCCGACUCAGAGCCCACGGCCCUCUCUGAACUCUGCACCAAGUCCUUUUAAUCCACAAGGACAGAGUCAGAUUACAGACCCCAGACAGGCACAAUCAUCCCCUCCAUGGUCCUAUGACCAGUCUUACCCAUCCUACUUGAGCCAGAUGACUUCACCAUCCAUUCAUUCCACAACUCCCCUGUCCUCUUCACGAGGCACAGGCCUUCCUGCCAUCACCGAUGUGCCCAGACGCCUCUCAGGUGCUUCGGAGUUGGGGCCAUUUUCAGAUCCCAGGCAGUUCACGAGCAUUUCAUCCCUCACUGAAAGCCGCUUCUCCAACCCACGAAUGCACUAUCCAGCUACCUUUACCUAUACACCGCCCGUCACCUCAGGCAUGUCACUGGGUAUGUCAGCAACCACUCACUACCACACCUACUUACCACCACCCUACCCAGGCUCUUCCCAAAACCAAAGUGGACCAUUCCAGACCAGCAGCACUCCCUAUCUCUACUAUGGCACUUCAUCAGGAUCAUACCAGUUCCCCAUGGUGCCGGGAGGAGACCGCUCGCCUUCCAGAAUGCUUCCUCCCUGCACCACCACAUCAAACGGAAGCACACUAUUAAAUCCUAACUUGCCUAACCAGAAUGAUGGGGUGGAGGCUGAUGGAAGCCACAGCAGCUCCCCAACUGUUUUGAAUUCUAGUGGCAGAAUGGAUGAGUCCGUGUGGAGGCCAUAUUGAAAUUUCCUCCGUGUAGCCCAAUCUCCGUGAGCCAAAAACAAAUGGUCGACAAACUACAAAGUGCCUGUUCUUAAAAUAGAUUUUCUGUUAUGUGCAACUGCUUAGAUGAGAUGGUAAUAGCCCUAAAUAACACAAGAGUGACCAACCAAGCACAAUCCAUGUUUCAGAUUAUGUGGAUCAAAUCACAUAUUUUUCUUGGAAAUAUUUUACACCUUGUUUUAUAUUUAAAAUAUAUUUUUUACAAACAAAAAAAUCCAUUUUUUUGUCUAGACUGUUUUAAUAAAUAGUGAGUUCGUUUGCCAAUAAGGAGAAAACGGACUCCCCCCGUUAUCAGGAAAAACAUGGUGAAGCAAGACAAAGGUUGUGCUCCAUUUUAUUUUUUAAAAACCUUGAACUCCAGAUACAGUUGCAAUCAUACAAUGUAUGGGGACCCUGUUCACUCACAUAGUGCAAUUCAACUGGCUUGUAUUGGUGCACAUGAAACGGACAGCACAGACCAAAUUGCUUCCAUUUUGCAAUAGUACGUUCAGAUCAUGGUAGCUGUUCAAAAUUUCUAUCCAAGCCUUAUUGCACAUAAAAGUUUGAACUUUUCAGUUCAUGGCUUUUUUCGGGGGGAGGGGGGUACUUAAAAAGAAUGAGUCUUCAAGGUACCAAUCUGAAUAGACAGUCUUGGGGUUUCCUCUUUCUUUUUCUAUAAUUAUUUUUGCCUUUGUCCCAUUAACCAAAAUCCCCUCAACCCUCCAAAAUUAAAGCAAAAUCUUAUUACUUAUGCAAAAAAUAAAAAUGGCAAUAUAUGAAUCUCGAGCCAGAAUGGUAUAGGUAGUACUUGUGUUUGGCUGUGUUUGUUUUUUGUUUUUUGUUUUAAGUUAUAAAUGUGUGAAAUUUGAAGUUAUUUGCUAACAUAAAUCAUCAUAUAACUUAUAAAAUAUUUCUUUAAAUUAUUUAAUGACAUUUGGACCCUUUAAAUGUCUCUUAAUGUAAUGCUGUGUUGACUUCGGUCUCUAAAAGUGGGUUGUUUAAAAAAAUAUUAAAUUUCUUCAAGGGUAUGAACGUCAGACCUGUACCUGAACUCUGAAAAACAGUUCCAGUGCUAACUGGUUACAACACAAUUAACCCGCCCACCCAUGCCAAAAUGCAUCCAUAUCAAAUUAGUUUGGAUGUAGCUUUUUGUUAAAAAUAACCUAUGAAGGAAAUAUUGUGUUUAAUAUGUUAUUAGCUAUCUGGUUGCCUUCAACACAGUCUUUGCCUUUCAAAAAGCUGAGCUGGUUGGAAAACAGGAAGGAAAAAUGAGAGCUUUAUUUUUUUCUUUUCUCCCUGUUUUUUUCAUCCACAUUUGAAAAAUAUUUCAUUCAAAAUGUCAAUUUUGACAACAGGUUUCUAAUUUUGAAACACUGUCAAAAUUUUUGCCGCAUCUCAAAAUUCAUAGACAUUUCAACUAACAGCUGUUUAGAAAAGGGAUAAGGAGAGAAAUUGUGAUAUAAUCCCAUCAAUGUUUUUUCUCUGAGAUUUCAGCCAGCUGUAUAUUAUAAAUCAGUUUAUGAAAUAAAAACUAAAAGUAGCUAGCCUCUUGACUGGAUGUAGUCACAAUUCACUAGCAUCAAAUGCUAGAGUGAUAAGGAUUCUUUUUUGUUUACUUUUAAAUAGCUAUGGCAGUUGUCAUGUUGCAGAGAUAAGCACAAGGGAAAAACUGCUCUGCAGACCAAUGCUCUGCCAGUACAGCAUUCAGCAAUACUCAGAUCUUCACACUUAAUACUGAAGAUGAAAGUCACCUUAAAGCCCAUUCCUGGCUAUUAAGCAUGGUACACUAAUACAGGGAUAUGAAAUUAUACCCAAUACCAUUCAUCAACAGAGGUAUUCAAAUUUUGCCAAUCAAGGGCUGCAUUGGUAAGUUCUCAGGAGUCGGAUCCUGACCCAAAGCCCUUGUAAGUUAGUGGCAAUCUUUCUGUUGAUUUCAAUGGGCUUUGGGUUCAGUCUCCUACUGUAUAUAUUCCUCUCUGAUUCAGCAAUCCAUCCAUAUUUAGCAGAACACUUCAUCAUGUGCUCAAGUCCCACUGAAGACAAUGGAAAUGAGGCAUGCGCCUAAAGUUAAGCAUGUACUUAAGUGUUUUGCUGAAUCAUGGCCAUAGAGUGGAUCAGGUUGCAGCCACCCUGGUGUUUAAUAAGUGCAGCCUGUUUGGUUCUAUACUCCCAGCAUGCAGUGCUCUCUGUUGGUCCAACUAGCCUUAAUUGCGUCCAGUAAACAGUAUCCUCCUUGGGCUGAAAUUCUGUUGAAAAUGAGGAUGUAACCCUCAUACUAAAUCAACGAUGGUCCUCCAGUAUAAUAAUUUAUUUGUACAAUACACACAUUGUCAUCCUCAGUUAAUGACUUAGCCAGUCAACUUACAGGGAUUUAACAUCAUCAUGGUACAUUCCUCACAAUUUGGUGUGAUUACUUGCUCUUAAAAAACAAAAAGUCUUUGCCUUCUAAAGGUUGUAUACUAAGUAUGCUUAAAUAAGUAACUUUUCUAAUACUUAGUUUUUCCUUCAAAGAUGGAAGCUGUAAUUGAUUCUAUUUAUUGUUUGUUUGUGGUAGCUUGAAGCAUGCCACUGUCCAUUUAUUUGUAACUAUAAAAUACGUUUGCGAAUUUCAGCAGCACUUAAAAAGCCAGUGUCUGGUUACACAUUUCAGUUUUGUGUUUUGUUUAGUAAGCAAAAGAAAAAAAAUGUACUGCCAGUGCAAGCUGUUUCCUAUUUAAUAAAAGGUACUAUAUUUGUACAUUA